Messenger RNA from Nicotiana tabacum (common tobacco), 1398 nucleotides. RefSeq lists its product as uncharacterized. Lineage: Eukaryota; Viridiplantae; Streptophyta; Magnoliopsida; Solanales; Solanaceae. The record is from RefSeq and is a predicted model, not a curated record.
AUGGCACUUGAUAAACAAUGGAUGAAACUUAUUCAUGAUCGACUUGAUGAUGCUUACAUCCUUGGGUUGGAGAACUUUUUGGAUUAUGGUUUUACAAGAUUGAAAGAAAUACGUGAGAUACGUUGUCCAUGCAUCAAAUGUUGUAAUGUAAUUUCAGGAACACGUGAGUUGGUUAAAUCACAUUUGAUAGUACAUGGAAUAAUCCAAAACUAUACCUUUUGGUAUCACCAUGGGGAGAGGUUAGGUGAGCCAUCGUCAGAUUUUGAAUUUGUAGAUGAUAAUAACGAUGAAGAGGAUGAUGGUGAGGAUGAAAUACAUGAAAUUUUAAGAGAUUUAUACCCCGCUUUUGAUGGAGAUAAUAUGAACAAUGAUGGUGAUGGUUUAUUUGCGGAGGAACCAAAUCUUGAAGCAAAAGGAUUCUACAGGAUCUUAAAGGAUUUUGAGCAACCACUGUAUCAAGAUUCAAAAAUUUCCAAACUUUCUACAUUGGUAAAGCUGCUUCAUAUUAAAAGUAUUGGUAAUUGGAGUAAUGCAUCAUUUACAAUGUUACUAAAGAUGUUGAAGGAAGAUUUAUUGCCUGAUGGAUCAAACUUGCCAGAUUCAUAUUACGAAGCAAAGAAGGCAAUUCGGGACCUUGGGCUUUCUUACAAGAAGAUUGAUGCGUGUAUGAAUGAUUGUAUGUUAUACUGGAAGGAUGAUAAGUCUCUUGAAUCAUGCAAAGUUUAUGGUGCAUCUAGAUGGAAGGAGGAUAAACGUAGUGGUGAAACCAAAUUUAAAAGUGGGAAAAAGUUACCAUGCAAGAUUUUACGUUAUUUUCCUUUAAAGCCAAGACUACAAAGAUUGUUUAUGUGCUCAAAAACAUCUUCUUUGAUGAGAUGGCAUCAUGACAAAAAAGUUAAUGAUGGAAUAAUGAGGCACCCAGCUGAUUCUAUAGCGUGGAAAACGUUUGAUGAACUUCAUCAAUCUUUUGCAUCUGAGCCUCGUAAUGUUCGACUUGGACUUGCUAGUGAUGGUUUUCAACCAUUUGAAAAUUCCAAAAUUUCCUAUACUAUUUGGCCUGUGGUACUUAUUCCUUAUAAUUUACCACCUUGGCUAUGCAUGAAGAAAGAGAAUUUUAUCUUGUCGAUGAUUAUUCCUGGUCCUGAGAGUCCUGGAGAUGCUAUUGAUGUUUAUCUCCGGCCUUUGAUAGAAGAAUUAAAAGAAUUGUGGGAAUCUGGAGUGGAGACCUUUGAUGCAUCAACUAAACAAAACUUUAAGUUACAUGCUUCUUUGUUAUGGACCAUUAAUGACUUUCCAGCAUAUGCAAAUUUGUCUGGAAGGAGUACAAAAGGAAAAUUGGCGUGUCCAUGUUGCAAUAAAGAAACUUACUCAAUCAGAUUACAAAAUUGUAAAAAAUAG